Molecule: messenger RNA, 918 nt
Organism: Cyclopterus lumpus (lumpfish)
Lineage: Eukaryota; Metazoa; Chordata; Actinopteri; Perciformes; Cyclopteridae
Gene: prrx1b
Product: paired related homeobox 1b
Exons: 5
Coding region: 1-918 (305 amino acids)
Biological process (GO): regulation of DNA-templated transcription
Molecular function (GO): DNA-binding transcription factor activity, RNA polymerase II-specific; DNA binding
Source: RefSeq, a predicted model, not a curated record
AUGACUUCUAGCUAUGCACAUGUAAUGGACAGGCAAGCCUCGCUAUCAAACCGCCUGGAGAGUCCGAUCACGUCGAACCUGGACAACCUGCAAGCCAAAAAGAACUUCUCGGUCAGCCACCUGUUGGAUCUGGAAGAGGCCGGGGAAAUGGUCGGCACCCAGGCGGACGAGAGCGUCGGGGAGGCGGGGAGGAGUAUGCUGGAGUCCCCGGGGCUGACGAGCGGGAGCGACACGACCCAGCAGGAGAAUGAACAGAUGAACACGGAGGAGAAGAAGAAGAGGAAGCAGCGCAGGAACAGGACCACCUUCAACAGCAGCCAGCUCCAGGCUCUGGAGAGAGUGUUUGAAAGGACACACUACCCCGACGCCUUCGUCAGAGAGGACCUGGCCCGCCGGGUCAACCUCACCGAGGCCAGAGUCCAGGUUUGGUUUCAGAACAGGAGAGCUAAAUUCCGCAGGAACGAGCGCGCCAUGCUGGCCAGCAAAAACGCCUCGCUCCUCAAAUCGUACUCAGGCGACGUGACGGCGGUAGAGCAGCCCAUCGUACCGCGCCCGGCGCCCCGCCCAAACGACUACCUGUCCUGGGGCAGUGCCGCCCCCUACAGUCCCAUCGCUCCCCUCUGUCAGCAUGAGCAGGGCGGGACCAGAUCCUGUGACCCUCCUGACGAGCGCCAUGGCCACCUACCCGCCCACCUGCUCCAACACCAACACGUCCCAGGGCAUGAACAUGGCCAACAGCAUCGCCAACCUGCGGCUCAAAGCCAAGGAGUACAGCUUGAACCAGGUGCCCACGGUGAACUGAGAGGAGGAGCGGCUUGGGACUGGCGCAGGAGGGGAGGGGAACCUCCCUGCCGCUGGACCCCCGCGGACGGACACCGUCUCUGGGUUGAGCAUCAUCUUACAUACCCUGGAUCAUGA